Molecule: messenger RNA, 3272 nt
Organism: Varanus komodoensis (Komodo dragon)
Lineage: Eukaryota; Metazoa; Chordata; Lepidosauria; Squamata; Varanidae
Gene: ELN
Product: elastin
Exons: 35
Coding region: 1-2475 (824 amino acids)
Molecular function (GO): extracellular matrix structural constituent
Source: RefSeq, a predicted model, not a curated record
AUGGGGGCCGGCGCACGUGGUGACGAGCUCGGAGUGGUCCUCCCCCUGCCCCCUCGAUCUUCGCAGCCCACGCUGGCCUGGCAAGGCUUCGUCCGGACGGGCCUCCUGCGGCCUCGGCCCCGGCCCCUCCUGGCCAGCGGCCUCCGCGCAGCCCAGAGCACCGGCCAGGCGGACGGGGUCCCAGGUGCUGCCGUCGGAGGAAGAGGCUACUACCCAGGAGCGGCUGGCCUCGGAGGGCUGGGGGGACUUGGAGCGGGACUUGGUGGCGGAGGACUUGUUCUUGGAGCAAAACCCCCCAAGCCAGGGGUCGGAGGGACCGGAGCGCUUGGUGGCCUCUAUCCAGGAGGAGCCUACCCAGGUGGGGCCUACCCCGGCGGGGCCUAUCCAGGGGUUGGAAGCGCCGCCUCUGCGGCCGCAUAUAAAGCUGCUGCCAAAGCAGCUGCUGGUGUUGGCGUCCCCGGUGGCGGUGUAGGUGUUGGCGUCCCCGGUGGCGGUGUAGGUGUUGGCAUCCCCGGUGGCGGUGUAGGUGUUGGCGUCCCCGGUGGCGGUGUAGGUGUUGGUGUCCCCGGCGGCGGUGUCGGCGUUGUACCUGGAGGCGCAGUUGUGCCACAGACAGGGCUGCAGCCAGGAGCUGGCGCUGGAGCCAAACCAGGCAAAAUCCCAGGGGUCGGGAUUCCCGGAGUCUUCCCUGGAGGCAUCCUCCCCGGCACAGGGAUACGUUACCCUGGGGUUGGGGUUUUACCAGGUGUGCCAACUGGAACCGGUGUCAAGCCAAAAGCCCCAGCAGCAGGAGGUGCCUUUGCAGGGAUCCCUGGAUUUGGAGGCGGCUUCGGUGGACAGCAGCCCGGGCUGCCUCUGGGCUACCCCAUAAAAGCACCCAAACUCCCAGGUAAUUAUUAUGGGCUGUCCUACGGCGCUGGGAAACUCCCCUAUGUCAGUGGGCUGAGCGCUGCUUACGGCGGAGGGAAGGCUGGCUACCCGACGGGCACAGGUGUGGGGCCACAGGCCGCUGCCGCAAAAGCAGCCGCAAAAUAUGGAGCCGGGAUUGUGCCAGGGACAGGGGGGAUCCCAGGCACCGGCACGCUCGGAGGAGGACUGGUGCCCGGUGCUGGCGGUAUUCCCGGAGUGACAGGCGGAGGUGGUCCUGCAGCGGCCGCGGCAGCAGCAGCAGCAGCCAAAGCGGCAGCCAAAGCGGCAGCAUACGGCGCCGGAGCUGUUCCCGGGACGGGCAUCGGCGGUGCCGGGGUCCCAGGUGUGGCCCCCGGGGUCAGCGGCCUGCCUGGCAUCGCUCCCGGGAUUGGAGCAGGCCUUGGAGGACCCGGAGCCGGAGCGGUGAGUCCGGCGGCGGCGGCGGCUGCAGCUGCAAAAGCAGCAAAAUAUGGACUGCUCCCGCGUGGCAUCGGAGGCGUUCCAGGUGGGGCUGGCGUCGGAGGCGUUCCAGGUGUCGUCGGAGUCGGCCCAGGUGGCGUUGGUGUUGGAGGCGGCCUUGGCGUUGGAGCUGGGGGCAUCCCAGGUGGCAUCGGCCUUCCAGCUAUCCCAGGACCUGGGAGUGCGGCGGCGGCCGCGAAGGCGGCGGCGAAGGCGGCAGCCUAUGGGACUGGAGUGGCCCCUGGCUACGGGCCACUUGCUUUGGUGCCCAUCUCCAGAGGGGUAGGACCCGGGGGAGUCGCACCUGGGGGAGUCGCACCGGGGGGAGUCGCACCCCGAGGCGUUGGACUUAGCCAGAUAGCUCCAGGAGGCGCAGCAGCAGCGGCCUCUGCAGCAAAAGCAGCCAUGAAGGCGGCGAAAUACGGUGCGAGGGGCCUGGGGCAGGCCGCCGGCACCGGUGUCGGGCUCGGUAUCGUUACCGGAAUCGGGCUAGGAGGCGGCGGAGCCGGUGUAGGGCCCGGCUCCGUCCCAGCAGCCGCGGCAGCCAAAGCAGCGGCAAAGGCAGCCAAGUACGGGGCUGCAGGAGGUGGAGUCGUGCCGGGAGGUGGAGUCGUGCCGGGAGGCGGAGUCUUGCCGGGAGGCGGAGUCGUGCCGGGAGGUGGAGUCGUGCCCGGUGGCGGAGUUGUGCCCGGUGGCGGAGUCGUGCCCGGUGGCGGAGUCGUGCCCGGUGCAGGAAUCCCCCAGAUUGGAGUGUACCCGGGGGCCAAGCCGCCUAAAUAUGGAGUCCCAGGAGCUGGUCUGGGCGGUGCCGGUGUGCCGGGCCUCGGAGGUGGUGCAGGAGGAGGAUUUGGCACCCCUGGAGUGGCAGGACCCAGCUAUGGUGGCCUGGGGGCCGGAGGGCUGGCACCUGGGCUGCAGUAUCCCGGGGCUGGUGGCAAACCCCCCAAACCAGGUUUCGGGGUCGGCGGUCCCCUAGUGGCGGGCAGCCAAGGCUUCGGAUACUCCCCCAUCUUCCCAGGUGCAGGAGCUGGCGGCCUUGGGGAAGCAUCUGCCAAGGCCUACAAAGCACUGGGCUACAGAGGUAGCAUCGGACGCAAGCGGAAAUAGCUUGGACAGACUGCACACUACUCACCUCAUGAACUUUGGUGCUACUGCCUGGUCUCGAAUGUACAUCCCCCCCCACUCUGAGAAAAGCGGAAAUUUCACCACCACCACCACCACCACCACCACCACCACCGCUGCCACCGCCGCCGUUGUGUGCCUCCCCCGCACCCGCAACCAGCCCCCCUCCCACUCACUGGUGCUACACAGCCACCCUGCAGGGAGCCCCCCUUCUGCUCCCUGGGGGGCCUUCGGUGCUGCAGCCAUGGUGGGCUGCUCUGGGAGGGGGCACUGCCCUAGCACUUUAACCCGCUCCUGAACCCUGUGCCCUCGGGCUGGGGUCAGCAGCCGCCGGCCAGUCAGCCCAGCUUCCUCUCAACUCCGUCCCCGCGGGCCCGCACGCCUCCGUGUGGGGCCGCCGGCCGGCACCAGCCCCCUACUGGGGGGCUCCUCUGCGCCCCCAGCACGCUGCCCACGGACAGGGCCGGAGCGGGCAGAGCGGGCAAGCCGCCAACCCUGGGGGACUGGCCCACAUCCAGCGUCCACCGCCAGGCCGGGGCAGAUCAGCACACGUGGCCAGGCCGUCUCCACCUCGCGACCCGAGUGAAUGGGGCACCCGGGAAGCCUGCCCACCACCAGCAGGCCGUGCGCAACAUCUUCAUGUUUAAUCACUUCGAUGUAACUGGGAUGGGACACUUUUUUUAUAAAGGAGAACAUAACUACUUUCCAAAAAAAUUAAAAUUUUUACUUUAAUAAAACCCUAAUAAGAUAAAACCUGACUAAUAAAUAACUUUUUAAAGGAA